This is a messenger RNA of Dendronephthya gigantea, 1178 nucleotides long. RefSeq names its product GATOR complex protein NPRL2-like. Lineage: Eukaryota; Metazoa; Cnidaria; Anthozoa; Malacalcyonacea; Nephtheidae. Gene Ontology annotation, biological process: positive regulation of autophagy; cellular response to amino acid starvation; negative regulation of TORC1 signaling. The transcript is spliced from 11 exons. The coding region runs from base 10 to 1161 and encodes 383 amino acids. The record is from RefSeq and is a predicted model, not a curated record. Gene Ontology annotation, molecular function: GTPase activator activity. Gene Ontology annotation, cellular component: GATOR1 complex; vacuolar membrane.
ACGAAGAAGAUGGCGACAAAUUUGAAGGCUAUAAUGUUUUGUGAAUUUCAUCCAGUUGCAGGACCAAAAAUUGUUUACCAAGUACCUGAAGAUUUUAUUUCAAAAGAAUUGUUUGAUUGUGUUGCAGUGUACAUCAUUACCAAACCAGAGUUACAAAGCCAGCUUAUUACUGUAAAUGCAUUUGGUUACAAGUUUAUUGGCUGUCCAAUGAGUAUUACAAAUGCCAAAUACACUCGCAAUGCUCUGUUGUUCAAUGUAUGUUUUAUCUUGGAUGCCACAGCUGAUGUGCAUUGUUUUAAGCCUGUUGUGAAAAAACUUGCUGCAUAUUUAACAUCACUUGAGCUAGAGAAUGGCUUUCUCUCUCAAGAAGGCAGUAAGGAAAGAAUUCCAGAUAUUCUCACAAAAAUUCUUCAUGGUCUGAAUGCUGAAAGAAAGUGCACUAUUCCUAUAAAUGAAGCAACAACAAUUUAUCUUAGUUUGGCAUUCACAAAAGAUCAUAACCCAAAAGUUUUAGAUCAUCAUGUACCAAUAUUUCUUUGGGAAAGUUCAAUUAUAAAUGAAGCUCAGUGGGACAUAACAACACAACAGAUCUUGCCGUACAUUGAUGGCUUCAGACAUAUUCAGAAGAUAGCAGCUCAAGCAGAUGUUGAUUUGAAUUUAGUGCGAAUUUGCAUUCAAAAUAUGGUGCAUUUUCAGGUUGUGACCCUAAUAUCAAUAUUUCAGUAUUCUAACGUUUACAUUCCAACUCCAAAGAUUAACAAUCUGUUUCAAGAUAAACAGCUUCAAGAAGAAUGUAUAAAUUACGUGGCAAGAAAAUUUCGUCGUCCUCCACAAUUUUCUGAUGUUUUCAAGCUGUAUUGUGGUCUCCAAGCUGGUGCAACAGUUCGCGACCUCUGUUCAAGAUACAAUCCUUUCUUUUUAAGAAUAGACGAACGGUGUUUAAUCCAGUUUGGUUUAAUGAAAGGUUUUAUUCGUCGUUUACGUAAAUUCCCAGUUCUUAAACCAGAGAGCAGUAUACAACCAUCGCAAAAGAAGCGACUAGCAAGGUGGCUCAACGGAAGACAUAAUUACGACGAGAUUUGUACAGAGACUGGAAUGAGUCAUCAAAAUUUGGAUGAAAUCAUUGAAAAUCAUCCCGAUAUUGUUGUCGUUUGGAAGUAACUGGCUAAGAAAAAAAA